Lachancea nothofagi CBS 11611 is the source of this 387-nucleotide messenger RNA. The record is from the annotation of a GenBank genome assembly. NCBI's taxonomy places the organism in Eukaryota, Fungi, Ascomycota, Saccharomycetes, Saccharomycetales, Saccharomycetaceae.
AUGCUGGCAAUCUUUGCUCUACUUGUGUCUGCUGUUUCAGCAUUUUUCUUCGACUUCAAUCAAGGAAAUCAGCAGCAGCAGCAGCAGCAUCAACAAAACCCACCGGUUUCCUAUGAAGACCAAGUCCUUAACAAUGCAUGCGCCGAUUAUCUGUGUCCGGAUACGCUAGCGUGUGUGAAAUCGGCACAGGAUUGCCCUUGCCCGUUUCCGAAAUCGCAGUUGAGAUGUCCGCUUCCUGACGGUCAAUACUUAUGUAUCUCUAAGCCAGCAACUCACGACGUGAACUUAAAUGCACUAUAUGACGAUCCUUUGAAAGGUCCAAAAACUAGGUCAAAGGGUCUGAGAGACUGCGGCUGGGUCGAAAAGGCCUACAAGGGCACUCUGUAG